AAAGGCACGAAGUGCGGCAAGCUGUGUGAGAGCUUCCCGUUUUGGCUCCGGCGCCCUGAUCUUGCUUGACCGCAACCUUUCAUCGUCUCCAGCUGCAAUCCUCUUCGCCUGCGCUUCUGAAAAUGCAGGCUUUCAGACGGGCCAUCCCCGGCCUGCGUAGAGUGCAUCGCUCGUAUGCAACCGUGUCCGCAGAGUACAAGACGACUAACUCGAAUCUACGGAUCAAUGCGGAUACAAAAGUCAUCUUCCAAGGUUUUACAGGCAAGCAGGGCACCUUUCAUGCCCAGCAAGCCAUUGAAUACGGAACCAAGGUGGUUGGAGGCGUCAACCCGAAGAAGGCAGGACAGCAACAUCUAGGCCUCCCAGUCUUCGCCAAUGUCGCGGACGCGGUCAAGGAGACUGGCGCUGAUGCUUCUGCCAUUUUCGUACCGCCACCUCUCGCAGCCGCCGGUAUUGAAGAAGCUAUCAGUGCCGAGAUCCCUCUCGUCGUUUGUAUCACCGAAGGCAUCCCCCAACAUGACAUGGUUCGCAUAACGGAUAUGUUGAAGACGCAAUCCAAGACUCGCCUCGUGGGCCCCAACUGCCCAGGUAUCAUUGCUCCAGGUCAAUGCAAGAUUGGCAUCAUGCCAGGCUUUAUCCACAAGCGCGGUCGCAUCGGCAUUGUAUCUCGCUCAGGAACUCUGACCUACGAGGCCGUUAAUCAAACCACACAGGCUGGACUUGGGCAGAGUCUGGUUGUUGGAAUUGGAGGCGAUCCCUUCAGCGGCACCAAUUUCAUCGAUUGCUUGGAUGUCUUCGUAAAGGAUCCUGAGACGGAUGGCAUCAUAAUGAUUGGUGAAAUUGGAGGUUCUGCUGAAGAGGAUGCGGCGGAAUGGCUGAAAGAGAACAACACUGGCAAGCCCGUUGUCAGCUUUAUCGCAGGUAUCUCCGCUCCACCAGGCAGGAGAAUGGGUCACGCAGGUGCUAUCAUCUCGGGCGGUAAAGGUGGUGCCGAAUCCAAGAUCGAGGCUCUUACUGCGGCUGGUGUCAUUGUCGAACGUAGUCCUGCUGCUUUGGGCAAAGCUCUACACGCCGAAUUUGUCAAGAGAGAUAUGAUAUAAUUUCUCAGGAGCUUGUUGCGCAGAAUUGAGAACGGGUUAGACAAGCGCAAAGCAGUGACGUUAUCCAUAGGACGAGAUCGUUGUAUGUACGAGUGGAUGCGUGUUUUUGUGUAUGUUUAAGUAUAUUCCUUCGUGGCAUUAACCCUGAAGGCCGUGAAUAGCAUGCGAAUACGGAAAUCACCCAUUUGGGGCCAUGUCCGUCCAGUACAUGAGUGUUCUUCGCAGAAGCUGCAAACUACCACAUAUGCUGUUUCUUUUGGCCGUGAUUCUACAUCUGAUCAUCGUCUAGGAAUUGGCAAAUCACAGCUACAUCUUACUGUCAAAAGCUGUGUUAAGGUAGCACAGCUCUGCUGAGAGCAAAAAUGUUCCACUAGUCCACCCA
Messenger RNA from Verruconis gallopava, 1482 nucleotides. RefSeq lists its product as uncharacterized. The transcript has 4 exons. The record is from RefSeq and is a predicted model, not a curated record. Bases 123 to 1100 code for a protein of 325 amino acids. Lineage: Eukaryota; Fungi; Ascomycota; Dothideomycetes; Venturiales; Sympoventuriaceae. Gene Ontology annotation, cellular component: mitochondrion; succinate-CoA ligase complex (ADP-forming). Gene Ontology annotation, biological process: tricarboxylic acid cycle. Gene Ontology annotation, molecular function: succinate-CoA ligase (ADP-forming) activity; succinate-CoA ligase (GDP-forming) activity.